GAAGAGGACUCUUUGCGACUCGGGGAAGGUCGGGCAAAAACAUCUUUUAGCAAUUACUAGAGUCACCGACAUGAAAAAUUAUUGAAACUUUCAUCGAUCUCUUAAAAUGUGGAUAUAAAUGUGUUGGAAUCGAUUGUUUAUCAAUCGGACAUACCCGACAAAAAUAGAUGAAUAGUGCCAAAACUUCCAUCAAGGUGUUUUUAGGGCUCUAGGGGUGGUAACUAGGAGUUUCUUGAGACUAUCACGUAUGUUUCCACGAGGCGAAAUGUUAUUGUUAGUGGAGUUGGAGAUGAUUUUGCCUCUAAAAUUAUUUCAUAAUAGGAUUGAAUGGAUCGAGGUUGAAGGUAGCUAUUUAAUUACCACAUAAAUAAAUAAAAAUUCAAAAACGAUUUUCGAAAAAAAAAAAAGUAAUCGCCAGGUCUCGGAACCGGUCUACCGCCGGAUUUCGGACCCGGUCCGCCACCGGAUUUCGAACCCCGUCCGCCGCCUGUUCUCGGACCCCGUCCGCCGCUUGUUAUCGAACCUCGUCCGCCGCCAAAAUUCGGACCCCUUCCGCGCAGGGCGAGCAGACCCCGUUUGUCCACGACGUUUAGCUUCUCGACAAGCUCCUUCCUCUACGUCGUCGACGACAACACCCGCGGCAAACUCCUUCCUCUUCAACGCCCUCGAUUUUGUGCGGGGAGCGAGUGAGGUCGAACGAAUGGAGGGGUCAGCGGACCAGGUCGGAGAAAUGGAGGGGUCGGCGGUGGGAGCAGCGGUGAAGGGGUCGGAGGAAUGAAGUGGUCGACAUCGGCUAUUGUGGGAGGAGGGAGGAGGUUGUGAGGGGAUGGGUUUGAUAGGAUUUAGGAUUAGUUGGAAGAAGGGGCAAAUUCGUCAUAUUUUUUGUAACUAUGGGCGGCAAAUAGUAAAACUACGGGUGGCAAAUAGCAAUAUUUACAAAGAAUAUCAAACAUGCCCCUUCCCCUUUUGUUCGCUCGCCCGGCUGUCGCUUAAUUGUGAUAGCACGGCAACUAUCGUAGCGCCUGUUUAUUUCUUCGAUUUUUAUUAGACAUUUGGAAAAUAUUUUGUGUCAUUCCAAAAAAAAGGUUAUUUAUUUAUUUCAUGAAUUCAUGGGGUAAAAUAAAAUUUGUAUAGUGUUGAAAUAUAGCAAGUCAGAAUUGACUCCUCCCUUGACCAAGACCGUUUCUGAUUUGAAGUUGUCCAUAAAUACAAAAGGAAAGCGCUUAAUUGAAGGAAUCAAAGGGGUUGUCCCAUUUGCUUUCAACGGCUAGUCUCUGCUAGCUAUUUAUAAUCAGAGGAGGUUGCUGAUUGAUUGUAAUUUUGUGGAAAAUAAGCUUUGUGGUAUAAGACUAAACUUAUCAAAAGGGGUGACACAAGAGAGGUAGAGGGUCUAUUGUGUCGUGGCUGGAACAGAUCAGACUGUGAUCUGGGUUGUUCAAUUUUUCCUUUCGUGUUUCUAUUUUUUUUGUAGUAUAGAAUGUAAUCAUGUUAAUUGAGUCAAAACAGAAAAUCAACAAAGGGUCUCACAGACUGUAUUCUUGGACAUGGAAGCACACCAUUGCACUAGGGCGAACCACGUUAAAAACUUCUUGUGUUCUUAUUUUCUGCACUUUUCUUUCUGCUCUGUUUCUUCCCCUGUUUCUUCUCUGUUCUUCGACAAUCUUCUGCUAGAAUGGCUACUUCUAAGUGAGAAGCAAAGAAGCGAGGCUGAGCUCAAAGAACUGUCUAUUCCUUUAGCCUUUAGUCUCUGCAAAUCGUUUGUAUUUUAUUUGCUUGGGCCCGUUAUAUUGUUAUGCCCAUUUCUUUUCUCCUUGGCUGACUAAAAUAGCAAAUAGAAGAAAGCUUUUGGCUUCCCUUCUCUCGAUUCAUUCUUCUAUUUCAUCAGUCUUUCUCUUCUCUCUGAUUUGAAAUCAAAACUCUGGAGAAUGGCUAGAGAGAGAGAGAGAGGCCAGAGAGAGGGGGCUUGACAGGCUGAGUGGAGCAAAAGUAAGUAGCAAGAGUGGAGAUUUGGGUAGGGUUGAGAGGGUUGCUUUUCUUUUGUCUUGCAGGUCACAACUUUUGGAUGGCCAGCGUGGAAGCAGCAUUACGAAACAAGUUCGGCGGCAGACUCGAAUGGGAUCCAGACUGGUGUCUCUUUUCAGAAUUAAAGUGGGUGAAUCAUGGUUGUAUAAGCUCCAAGUCAACGAAGGUCAGAGAAGAUGGAGCAUCGCGAUGGAUAUGGAAUAGAUAUCAUGGCUCCAAGGCGUGUUACAAAUGGCGGGGAUGAAGUGUAGGUCUUUCCCUAGCAGGUGCAUCAAGACAAGCAACUCGCGCUCGAUCCAUGUCGGAAAGGGCACCAAUCGAAAGGGGACGUACCUUCAAAUAUCCGAACAGGCUGGAAAUGGGAAGGUUUACAAGAUUGUUAUCCCGCAGGCAUAUAUGGCGCUAGGUUGGGCCAGGCUUAAUAAUCCGAUUUGAGAAGUUUACUCGGCAGAGCUUCAAUCUCGAGUUGCAUCUCCGCCUGAACGUGUUCAGCCUCAUCUGGUUACUCCGGAGAUCUCAUUUGCCGAUGAAGUCAGAUACAGGGGGUUUCUACGGCGGAGGGAAGUGCUCUAUCAGGUCACAAGGGGAAGAGCGCUUUAUUGAUGUUGAGGAUGAUGGAGUGAAGGAAAGGCAUAAGCUUCUUGGCAGAAGCCUAGUUAUUAGGUUCUCUUCAGAUUCGAAAAUCUUCACCCGCAAUCAGCUUCAUGAGUUCAGGUGUUGGGCGAGUAAGGCUUGAAAUAUUAAUGAAAAUUUCGGGAUGGAAAAACUUUCUGAUGGGGACUGAAUACUAAUUUUCCCCGGUCCAUCCGAAGCUGCUCGCAUUAAGGAACUCGACCAUUCACGAUUCUGCAAUUUUAAAUUUCUCUCUCACUAUGGAACCUGGAAAAUGGUCGCAACAUCAUCUCUUUGCAGGAUGUGACAUGGAUCCUGGCCUGUGGAAUCCCCCUCCAUUUAAAGAGUGCUCAACUCUUCAAGUCCAUCGGUGAUUUUUGUGGCGUGUUCGUCGAUAUCGACUGGAAUUCGUGGAGUACUGCCUUCAUUAAGAUCAGAAUCCGGGCGGUAAGGUAGAUUCCAGAUGAAGUACCAGUCUGUUACAAUGGUCGAAUCUUUCCAGUCAAGAUCUUGGUACCGACGGCGAGCAUCCCCUCGUUGAAAAGCAGUAAGCGCAUCCUGUAUCUAAGUGGAAGGGGAAGGGUCGUUUCAAUCUUCCAUGCAAUUCAUUGAAAGUGGCCACAAUGGCUUCCUCAAGUUCUGGGAUGUGUGUUGGGAAAGUCUCCUCGGGUUCCGCUACAGAUAGCAUGCAAAGAUCUACGUCCGCUCCUAGGGUUGCUAGUCCCAAGCAAUGGAUACGUAAAGAAGGGCCAAUAUGGAUCAAUAAGGCUCUUGACUAUGUUGGGCCGAGUGGAUUAAAAAAGAGACAAGGAAGGGAGGAUGGGCUUAUUCUUUAUGAUAAGGCUCGGUCUAGUUGGGACGGGCAACCUAUUUGGGCUAAUGUCUGGUUGGAGUUAAUUUUAAGACUUUGAGCUGCAUCGUUGAAGAUCUUCUAGCCUAGCCCUUACUCCGAGCAGCCUGGUUUGACCUUGGUCUGGGAAACCAGCUAUGUACCCUCAACCUCACUCGUAUCUAUGUUCCUUCCCAUCUCUUGAUCUUUACCAUUUCUUCAACCCUCACUCAUCUUCCAAUAACCAAUACAAACCCAAACUUCAUUGAAACCUCAACUUCCCAGAAUCAUCAAGCCCCCAUCAAUUCCCCAACAGAAUCACAAGAACCCUCUACCUCCUCCCUUUCUCCGGUACCAGCCCGGAUUUGGUCCCAUGCACCCCCUUGAUUCUACCUACUCUCCCUCGAUGUCCCCACAGUCAUCCUCACAAAAUACCUUUGGCCUUUUCUCCUCUCCCCAGACCAUUGUUCAAUCGACCUUGUCCAAUGAACUGCCCUCCCCUUCCUGUGCCCUGAUCCCCGAGAGUGAGUGGAAUCUGAAUUCAUUCUCCUUUGAUAUUGAUAGUCUCGCGUCAAGAAGCUUGGCCCUUGAUCGAAUAUAUGAUCUAAUUCCGGAAGGGAAUGAGAAGACUGAAUCGCUAAUCGUGGAAGUCGCUAAAACCACCCAUAGUAGAAAGAUCUGCCCUUCUCGCUCUAAGCUUGAAAUGGAGCUUCAUCGUCUCGGACUCUGCGCCUCCUCUCCUACUGGAUCGCGAAGGGGUAGAAGUGCUCAUAGUGGGUUGGGUAACAACUCUUCUGCUGCUUAAUGGGUACCUCUCUAUUUGUGUGGAAUUUAGAGGUUUGGGUGAUUCUGAUAAGAGGAAUCGUGUAAAAGGCAUUGCCAGGAGAAGGAACCCCCAAAUUGUGGCGCUUAUUGAAACUAAAUGGAGCAAGUGUAGUAUGGAUUUAGUUACUAGUUUUAGCGGUGCUAGUGAUGUUGGUUGGAUCGCUAAUGACGCUAAUGGGAGUUCUGGAGGUAUUCUAAUCUACUGGGAUAAGUUGUUAUUUAAGGAAAUUUACAAUUAUACUGGGUCCCAUAUUCUAUGUGUUAAACUCGAAGAUGCUAUCUCUACUAAAGUUUGGCUGCUCAUUGUUGUCUAUGGUCAGCAAGAAAGAAUCGACAAACUUGGCUUCCUCUCUGAUCUUUAGGAUUAUUGCUCUCUUAUCUCAAUUCCUUAUUGUGUGGUUGGGGAUUUUAACUUGAUAAGAAGCCAUGAGGAUUACAGUGGUGCUAGAAGAAGUUCCGACCUGAUAUAUGAAUUUAAGGAGAUGAUAGAUGAGUUGGCUCUGCUUGAAUUACCUCUGGGGGGUAGCCGUUUCACUUGGAGCAAUGACUGGGAGAGGGCUUCUCUCUCUCUCUCUCUCUCUCUCUCUCUCUCUCUCUCUCUCGUAUUGAUAGGGCUUUUGUCUCUGCUGAUUUUGAUAAUUUAUUUUCUGAUUGUUGUCUCGCUGUUUUGGAACAAAUUGAGUCAGAUCACAAUCCUCUACUAAUCUCGUGGGGAAGACAGGACAAUAUUCGUCGCCCAUGGAGGUUUGAAAACAUGUGGUUGCAAGAUGAUAGAUUUAUUAUUAGUGCUGCAGAAUGGUUCAAAGUUCCUAUCUUUGGUAGAGGUACUGUUUUUCUAUGGUCAAGAAGGCUCUCCUUUCUGAAAUGCAAUAUCAAGAUUUGGAACAAAGAGGUGUUUGGGGACAUUAAGGUCCGUAUUGAUAACCUCAUCUCGAAUAUCAAAAAGCUAGAUGAUCUAGAAGAAAGAAGGGAUAUGCUGGAAGCUGAGUUAUUAGAAAGAGAGGGAUGGAAAUUGGAGUUGAAGAAUACUCUCAACCUUCAGGAAAUUUCCUGGAAACAAAAAUCUAGGGAAGCUUGGAAUCUAAAAGGGGAAAGGAACACUAGAUACUUCCAUAAGAUUGCUAAUUAUCGGAGGAAGAUUAACAGUUUCAACCGGAUUCAGAUUAAUGGGCUAUUUGUUGAGGGAAGACAAGCGCUGGGCGCUGGUAUCGCAGCAUAUAUGCUUCCUCUAGGCUGACUCCGCAAGAAAGCAGUCACUUGAUUUGGGCCUUUAGCGAGAAAGAAAUCUGGGAUGCAUUGGUAUCGAGUGAUGGAUCUAAGGCCCCCGGGCCGGACGGUUUUACCUUUGACUUCUACAAGAAAUGUUGGAUGCUUUG
Linum trigynum is the source of this 5664-nucleotide messenger RNA. The record is from the annotation of a GenBank genome assembly. Lineage: Eukaryota; Viridiplantae; Streptophyta; Magnoliopsida; Malpighiales; Linaceae.